Capronia epimyces CBS 606.96 is the source of this 489-nucleotide messenger RNA. RefSeq lists its product as uncharacterized. NCBI's taxonomy places the organism in Eukaryota, Fungi, Ascomycota, Eurotiomycetes, Chaetothyriales, Herpotrichiellaceae. The transcript has a single exon. The record is from RefSeq and is a predicted model, not a curated record. Gene Ontology annotation, cellular component: cytoplasm; nucleus. The coding region runs from base 1 to 489 and encodes 162 amino acids. Gene Ontology annotation, molecular function: protein tyrosine phosphatase activity.
AUGGCCACUAAUUCAGCGCCCAUUACCCUUUCAUCCCUAACCUCUCUGCAGCCAACAACCCUGGCUCCUCUUCUCCUCGAACCUUCGGAACAAUCCAAGAUUGCUAUCAUCGAUGUCCGAGAUUCAGACCACAUCGGUGGCAACAUCAAAGACAGCACCUGGGUCCCGCUGCACGAGUUGGACGCUCGAAUGCCCGAACUCGUGAGGACGCUGAAAGACAAAGAAAAGGUAGUCUUCCACUGCAUGUUGAGUCAGCAGAGGGGCCCGAAAGCUGCAUUGAGCUAUGCAAGAGCAAAGCAGAGGGCUGAAGCAAAAGAGCGGGCGUCUGAGGACAAGGAGUCGGCACACGACCACGACCAGAAACAAGAACAGAAGAAGCCUGUGGCUCAGGAAAUCUGUAUCUUGGAAGGCGGGUUUGGCUCGUGGCAGGCGCUCUACGGUGAGGAUCCACGGUUGACGGUCGAUUAUCACCCAGAUUUGUGGCUGUGA